Caenorhabditis bovis is the source of this 1194-nucleotide messenger RNA. Lineage: Eukaryota; Metazoa; Nematoda; Chromadorea; Rhabditida; Rhabditidae. The record is from the annotation of a GenBank genome assembly.
AUGGUCACCAUUGGUGAGCCAAUGUCUGCAACACCAUACGAAAAAACACGUUGCAAACCUCUUAUAAAGCCAUUCGAAACAGGUGAUUUAUGCUGCGUUUGCGGUGAUGUUGCUUCCGGUAUCCAUUAUUCUGUCCCGGCAUGCAAUGGAUGUAAAACAUUUUUUAGACGUGUGGUUUUAGAGAAUCGCACAUAUUCAUGUAAAAAUAACGGAGAUUGCAUAAUUGAUAAAUCUAUGAGAUGUUCAUGCAGGCAUUGCAGAUAUAAAAAAUGCAUACUUGUUGGAAUGGAUAGAGCUGAAUUGAGUAUGGAACGACGACGGAAACGGAAAAAGUUGAAUGGGCUUGAUGAUGAUGAUAUUAAGGAAAUCGAAGUAAAGGACCCACUCAUUGACUUGUUAUUAGAAAAGGAAAAUAGGUUUCAAAUGUUACUGGUUUCUGCUGAAAUGCAAAUACACACCACAUUACACGAAGCGUUAAACAAUGGCCAUCGAGAAUUUGACGUGGUAUAUACAAAACACACUCGAAAAAUGGAUUCAAAGUAUCCGACGAACUUUUCUUUUUGGAGAGCGAAGAUUUUGAGUGUGAUUGCGGAAUGGGCCAAGUCUUUCGAGGUAUUUUCUCGUCUUGGACAGGAGGAUCAGAAGCGAUUAUUCAUCCAUACUGCUUUUUCGAAUCUUGUUCUGGCUGAAGCAUUUCAUACCCCCGAGAAUUUCACCGACCGAGUUGUAUUUCCCGAUGGAUUAUCAGGGUUCCGAAGUGUCGCUCAAACCGUGGCAAGCGACGCGGUUUCGAAUCGAACGUUUGGCCUCACCCCAACCGUCGUUGCAGUCAUCAACGAUGUGCUGGUGCCAAUUCGGAAGAUGCGCCUCAACAAAAUUGAAUUCGUCCUUCUACAAGCCAUUAUUUUCUACGAUCCAGAUUGUUUGUCGCUGACGAACCACGCAGCACAACUGAUUGGUGCCAAACGUCGUCGUCUAUUGAAUUCUCUUCAAUGUUAUUUACGCAAUCAUCUCAAGGAUCCUAUUGAAGUGGCGACACGGUUCGCUGAAAUUUUAUUGCGAAUUUGUAAUGUCCAGAAAGUUGCUGCAUACAAGCGUGAAACCCUUUGUACCAUUGAAACCUUCGAACUCAUGCAGCCUCAUCCAUUCACAAUGGAGAUUUCCAGGAAUUACCCAGAUCUAUCUUAUUUUUAA